AUGUCUGCCAAAGGCGCGUUAGUUAAACUUGUAGUGGAAGCAGGCAAAGCGGCUCCCGCGCCGCCCGUGGGUCCAGCAUUGGGGUCAAAAGGAGUCAAAGCCAUAGAUUUCUGUAAAGAAUUUAAUGCACGCACAGCUCAUUAUGAUUCAAGUGUAGGUGUGCCAAUACCAUGUCUAAUUAAGAUUAAACCAGAUAGGACCUUCCAAUUUGAGAUAAAAUCUCCAGUAACAUCAUGGCUAAUUAUGAAAGCAGCUGGUAUAACCCAAGGUUCGGGAAACGCAGGUAAAGAGAAAGUAGGCAAGAUUAGCUUAAAACAUGUUUGGGAAAUAGCCAAAAUCAAAUCAAAAGAUGAACGACAUAAGGGCCUUGAUAUGAAGGCUAUUGUUGGUAGUGUAAUUAGUACGGCAACUGCUAUUGGUGUCGAAGUGGUUCCUUGA
Messenger RNA from Lodderomyces oxycetoniae, 438 nucleotides. It is a transcript of the gene MRPL19, whose product is annotated as mitochondrial 54S ribosomal protein uL11m. The coding region runs from base 1 to 438 and encodes 145 amino acids. The transcript has a single exon. Lineage: Eukaryota; Fungi; Ascomycota; Pichiomycetes; Serinales; Debaryomycetaceae. Gene Ontology annotation, cellular component: mitochondrial large ribosomal subunit; ribosome. Gene Ontology annotation, biological process: translation. The record is from RefSeq and is a predicted model, not a curated record. Gene Ontology annotation, molecular function: large ribosomal subunit rRNA binding; structural constituent of ribosome.